Scleropages formosus (Asian bonytongue) is the source of this 3184-nucleotide messenger RNA. It is a transcript of the gene prr16, whose product is annotated as proline rich 16. Gene Ontology annotation, biological process: positive regulation of translation; positive regulation of cell size. NCBI's taxonomy places the organism in Eukaryota, Metazoa, Chordata, Actinopteri, Osteoglossiformes, Osteoglossidae. The transcript is spliced from 4 exons. Bases 222 to 1130 code for a protein of 302 amino acids. The record is from RefSeq and is a predicted model, not a curated record.
AUGGAGCGUCGCGCGGGCGGGCAGCCCGCCGCCGCGCGCCGCCACGUCCUUCUGCUGCAGCAGCGCGCGCAGGAGACGGAGGGAAACGCAGCAGCGCGCGGAGCGCUCGGGCACGCGACCACCACCGCCGCCGCCGCCGCCGCCGCCGUCACCGUCCUCGCGAUCAUCAGCAUCAUCAUGGCAGCGGGAGCGAGCGUCUCCCGUCCCUGAACGCGCGAAGAAUGUCCGGCAAAGCGAGCAAGGAGCCCGAGGGGGUCGUCUCCAAAGUUAAAGUGAAACGUCAGAUCAAGAUCAUCGUGGAGGACCUGGAGAACAUCCUGGGCGACUUGAAGGAUGUGGCCAAGGAACUUAAGGAGGUAGUUCAUGAAAUCGACUCACUAACCUCAGACCUGCAGCUGGAGGAGGAGACGACAGACAGUUCCAAGACAGACACACUGAACAGCAGUUCCAGUAGCACCACCACCACCACAACUGCUUCCAGCAUAGAUAAAAUCAAACUACAGCAUGAGGACACCUCCCUCAGGCCUCCGUCGUUGCUCCCGGCUGUCCUGACGGUACUCAAGAAGCCGCGUCCUCCUCUGCCGCCUCCUCGUCUGACGCCCUUCCGAGGGGAAGAGCUCGGCCAGGUGUCGGGGAAUCCAGGCAAGGCUGUUGGGACUCUUCUUCGCAACGGAAUCGUCCCAGGGAAACAGAUCAACAGGGACCUGUGUCGCAUUCCCAAAAACAUUCCAGAGAAAGGGCCGGGGCCAGGGCCGGAUACGGGGCCAGGGGCGGGGUCGAUUCCGGGCCUCGCGCCACUGCUUCGGCACGAGAAGAACCCCCGGUGCUCCCAGGUGACGCGCGAGCGGGUCCGGUUUAGCGAGAAGGUCCAAUACCACGGGUACUGUCCAGACUGUGACCUCCAGUAUGACAUUCAAAACAUGGACCUAAGCUUAGAGUCUGAACCGGGAGACACGAAACUGAGCCCUUCCCACUGCUGCACGUCCCCCCGCUCAAGCAAGGUGGUCGAGAACGGGGGCAUCAGCGUCAGCCACAGUUUCCCUCCUACAAACCCGCCAUGUGUGCCUCAUCCUCUCGGCCCCAAACCGCAGAAGACAAUUCUCCGAAAGUCCACCACCACAACGGUUUAACGUCAGUCCCCCAGUCGUAAACAUUUUUAUAUUCAUAGUGUUCAUUUUUCAUUUCUACGAGCACUCUCUUCUCCAUGACAAAGGAAAAAAGAAUAAAUGGAUUAGGAAGAAAACUCAUUACCGAUACGAGAGCUAAGGAGAAACUGAAAGUGGACCGGAGAUGGAUCGUAAACUUGACAUAAAGCAGUGAGGAAACCAAGGGCAGCGAAGCAGUACUCAUCACCUGUUUGACUCUUUCAUUGGACGAGACUGAUAGCAGGAAGAACUGAGACCAAUCGUAGGAAAGAUAAGGUUAGUUUUAAGAAAAACGAGGGUUUCCGAGCAAAUUUGAGCAAUGACAGAAAGUCCCCAAACGUGUCUUUCAUAAGAGAGCUGCAAAGAACGUAACCGGAGCUGCUGCAGCUGAGGGGGAGUUUGCUGGACCAGGAAAAGAUAUAGAUGAGAUGCAGAAAGCACAUCCCACACGGUCUUUCUGGAUGGCAGCGAAAGUGGCGUUCACAGCCAGUGAGCACCGAUCAGCUGCGUGACCCCGAGGCCCCCCUUUCACUCAAUGCAGAGCCCCGGGGGGGGGGAGGGGGGGUUCCAACACCACCGAAUAAUUCACAAACAGAGACAAAGCGUCCUGGGACCCCCGGGGGCACGGUCUCAUUCAUGACAGAGUUCUGAAAAGGAGGAAAAUAAGAUUAAACCCCUGGAUUAAAAAAGUGGGACAAACUCAUCUGCAAUUAAAGUCACAGCUCCUUGUUUAAUGGUGAUUAAGGAUGCUCCCUCACUGAGCCCACCGGGGGAAGGCAACACGCCUCCCGGGGCAUUUGUGAAAGUAGCCGUCAAAAAUACGUAGGGAAAACGAAAUUACCACGAAAUGCAACAUGGAAACUUCAUCUUGGUCUCAAUUGUAAUAUGCAGUGAUUUUUUUUAACUUGUUGUUCUAAAAAAAUGUUCCUUCGUUGCUCCAUCGUGGGAAAAAUCCAUAUGCAGGUGCAACCGAAUCAUGACGAUCCAUUAUAAUUUGCUGUAUGGUGAGUGUGUCCAUGUAUCUGUCCGUGACAGGGAAGGGGAGAGGAGUCUUGUGUUGAUUUUGAAAAACAUGUCCGCCACUCUUAUCUGAGCCUGAAUAGACGUUGCCUCUGUUGGUUCAUUGUUAAAUGUCAGCCAUCGUUGUACCACAAUCUACCAAAGGGGGCAUGACAACUAACCCAGGUCACCAUACUAUACAGUACUUUGGUUCCCAUAAUAUUGAAGGGUGUCUUAACAAUUACUCUCUGGAUAUUACUAGAUGUUACUGUCUGCAUCCCAGAACCCAUUUCUCUGUUGCCAUAUGAACCUGCCCAGGUGUAACCAGGUGUUGAGCUCCAACUUUACCAGUCCAGCAAUGUCCGCAGUACCAUCACUGAUCCCUGAGGAGUCAGUUUGUUCUGACGUAAUGGAGGUGACUGAUGCGGUAUAUCUGUAUCACCUGUGGAUGUGGGUCCUCUACAGUCCGCUGCUUCUAGUCAUGAGACCCAGCAGGGAAAGAAUGGCCUCUCAGGGAACACUGUGGUCCUCAGGGACUCCUGAUGGGUUCAUGGACAUCUCCAGAUUGUCCUGCCUGUCUGCUUUCUCCACUCCUGGUGUUCUUCAGUGCUUGGUGGUGUUUCGUCUCCAUUCGUGGAAGCUGCAGGUUGGCUGACUGGCUAGGUGGAGAUGAGCCCGUGGAUAUUCAGGGUUCAUCGUCAGAGUUAUAAGUUUCCGCAUGCCAGAUGGCCCUAGAUUUGAGAGACAGCAGAUAGGGAACAUAGGGUGAGUUUGGUUUAGGUUUACGGUCUAGUGCAGUUAAAACAAGUGAAACAUAACAGUAAUAAGCAAAAUAGAUUCGUUUUAUACCCUGCAUUGGACUGGCACCCCGUCCAGGGUAUCCCUCUCCUAGCCUGGCACCCAGUGAUUCCGGGAUGGGCUCCAGACCAUCGAAACCCCGACAAGGACAACCUGUUAAUGAAAGUGAGAGAGUGAGAGAGUGAGAUUCCUUUUAUAGAUACAUUGUGGAGGUGGAUGAGGAGCUCUGCAGAUUAGGCCUA